AUCUCAGAGUGGAUCCCGCACAGUCACGCAAGAACACGCACAUAGAGCACGCGGGGAUGUGUGCAAUCUGAGGACGGCAUUUUUACACAACAGAGAAUCAGCAUCAUGACCAGGUCUGUGCGGGAGGAACAGGCGUCGGUGGAGUCAGAGGAGCAGCAGGAGCUUCUCAGCGCGGAAGAAGAAGAAGACAUAGAGAGAGAAGGAGGAGGAGAAGGGGAGGACGAGGAGGACCACCUCCACCACCUGGAAGACGACGACGAGGAGGACGAGGAAGAAGAUGAAGAGGAGGACGGAGAAAACAAACCCAAAAGACGAGGGCCGAAGAAGAAGAAGAUGACGAAGGCUCGCAUACAGAGGUUUAAAGUUCGUCGGAUGAAAGCUAACGCCAGAGAAAGGAACCGCAUGCACGGUCUGAACGACGCUCUGGAGAGUCUGCGGAAAGUCGUCCCUUGUUAUUCCAAAACGCAGAAACUGUCUAAGAUCGAGACGCUCCGUCUCGCCAAGAACUACAUCUGGGCCCUGAGCGAGGUCCUUCGCUCCGGGAAGGCACCCGACCUCAUGAGCUUCGUCCAGGCUCUCUGUAAAGGUUUGUCUCAGCCGACCACCAACCUGGUUGCAGGCUGCCUGCAGCUGAAUCCACGGACGUUCCUACCCGAGCAGACGCCCGACAUGCCGGCUCACCUCCCCCCUGCUGGCACUGUCACCUACCCUGGACACUUCUCCUACCAGAGCCCCGGGCUGACGGCCGGCCUGCCCAGCCCGCCCUAUGGCACCAUGGAUCCCUCCCACAUCUUCCACCAGGUCAAAGGGCAGCCCUACGGCCCGCUUGAGCCCUUCUUUGAUGGCGUCCUGGUGUCGGACGGCCCGGCGUUUGACCCGCCCCUGAGCCCGCCGCUCAGCAUCAACGGGAACUUCACGUCCUUCAAGCACGAAGCCGUCUCAGCCGCCGAGUACGACAAGAGUUUCUCGUUCAGCGUUCACUAUGGAGGAGGAGGAGGAGCGGCAGGUGGACACCCGGCCAUCUACGGAGGAGGGUCCAACCCGCGGUGCGCUGAGAUGCCGGUGGAUGGGAUGAUGAGCUUUGAUGGACACUCACACCAUGAGCGGCUGAUGAACGCCCAGCUGAACGCCAUCUUCCACGACUCCUGAGGGAGAGGAGGAUGAAGGACUGAGAGGCUGAUGAAGGCAGAGAGACAUACAAAGAAACCGUUAGAUAGAGAGACAGACAGUUCUGUGUCUAUCACUUCAAACCUGUCUUUCUCUGUCUUCUUUUCUGUCUUCAUCAUGUUACUCCUCGUUAGUAUGGUCAUAAAAACGAUGACGUCAUGAUGAUGUCACAUUGAUGAUAUCACCUUCUUUAUAGCGCUUCAUCCUGCAGGAGACGCUCUCUGAAUGUCUCUUUAUUAUCCAUAUUAUCAUUUAAAAAGAAUCAAUAAGCAAUAAUCCGGAAGAAAACUAUGCAAUUUUGUUAAAGUCUGAGCCAAGCUCGGCUGAUAAUUCCAAAUGUUAUAAGAAUAAAGAUUUCUCUAUUUUUGGUCAGUGUGCGAGGCAGUGUGGAGCCGGCGUUGGGGCCGAAGUGUUCAUGUUGUUCAUGUGGUUUUUACUUUUUGCAUUUUAUAAAGUUCCUGUAGUGUUUCUGUUAACAUUUCAUGUGACUCUUGUUUAUAUUUUAUAACAUAGAUGUUUAUGAAGGCCUUUCAUUAAAGGGAAUUCAAUGUGA
Messenger RNA from Labrus bergylta (ballan wrasse), 1720 nucleotides. It is a transcript of the gene neurod1, whose product is annotated as neuronal differentiation 1. The record is from RefSeq and is a predicted model, not a curated record. Lineage: Eukaryota; Metazoa; Chordata; Actinopteri; Labriformes; Labridae. Gene Ontology annotation, biological process: nervous system development; positive regulation of transcription by RNA polymerase II; axon development. Gene Ontology annotation, molecular function: DNA-binding transcription factor activity, RNA polymerase II-specific; E-box binding; protein dimerization activity. Gene Ontology annotation, cellular component: nucleus.